AUGGGGAUGGGCGGAGGAGCCGGAAGGGAAGAGCUCCGCGAGUCGGUCAGUUGCGAGCCGAGCAUGGAAGUCGACGCCGACCUCCGACCGAUUCUGGGUCCCCAGCUCGUACGGCUGGACCCGAUGCGCAUCAAGCAAUUGCAGUGAGUUCGUAUGUCGUGUCAACCCGCUAACCCGUUAUCAUAUCACCACAAAUCACGCACAGUCGUAGUCAACUUUAAGCCCUUUGAUUUUUGUCGCGACAACCUGUUCCACACUCACUUCUUUUCAAUCAAUCCCACUUUGUACCAGUGUACCACCGGAACAGUCGAAAAACAAGAAUUCAGAGAUCCCGUCGUGUACGAGGCCAUCGACAACUUGGCCAAACUGUCCGCCCACUGCCUCCAGUUGCGCACUCCUCUCACCACUUGCGAGAAGCUCAUCAACUCCGAUUCUACUUUUUAUCUUUCCUGGAAAUACGAUGAGUCCGUUCCUCCGUCCCGUUCCAUUUCCAUUCUUCUUCGUGUUCAGGGAAGAGAAGGUCUCCAAACUGCUCGGAUUCGCCAAAGUCGGACGCAAGAAGCUGUUCCUCUACGAUUCGCAAAUGCAAACUUACGAAGGAGAGGUCGGGCUUCCAUUCGGCUUCUCCCCUCCCAUUUCAGCUCCUUUCAGAUUCUGUGUCUUCUCGACUUUUACGUGCACUUCUCUGCGCAACGUCAGGGAGUCGGAAAGCAUAUUCUAGACUACAUGUUCGCGCAGGAACACGCGGAGCCAUACCAACUGGCACUCGACAAUCCGUCCGUCACUCUGCUCGGCUUCAUGUCCCAGAAGUACGGACUCACUAAACCCGUCUGGCAGAACACCAACUUCGUCGUUUUCGACGAGCUCUUCCAAUCGUUGGCGGCCGAGAACGGAUUCGGUAUUUCCUUUUCGCGCGCGCCCAGAAACAUCAGGUUCUUUCAGAGAAACAGCCUCCAGAGGGCUGGCGCCGUCCCCAGACCCCCCGUCGCCUUGGAACCGGAAUGACCGAUACCCGUUGGCUUCAGCACGCCGUCAGUGGACAUCAGAGCAAGGGAAACGCCAUGUCGUCUCCCGUCGACGCUGAUAUGACUUCGCAAGGAGCUCUCAGCAACAGAGCUAAUCAGGCAAAACAAAGAAAGGCUCACAUUCUGUCGAGCAAGCCACUCUGGUGA
This is a messenger RNA of Caenorhabditis sp. 36 PRJEB53466, 1172 nucleotides long. Lineage: Eukaryota; Metazoa; Nematoda; Chromadorea; Rhabditida; Rhabditidae. The record is from the annotation of a GenBank genome assembly.